This is a messenger RNA of Chelonoidis abingdonii (Abingdon island giant tortoise), 482 nucleotides long. The record is from RefSeq and is a predicted model, not a curated record. NCBI's taxonomy places the organism in Eukaryota, Metazoa, Chordata, Testudines, Testudinidae.
GCCUACAACUGUAUCUUAAACUGCUUACUGCAGUGUAUGGAGGGAGAGAACAAUGUGUUGAAAUUCUGAAGAAAGGCAGCUUACUGGGUGUUGCACCAGGUGGAGCUCGAGAAUCAUUCUUUAGUGAUGAAAACUACAGUAUCUUGUGGGGUAAUCGUAAAGGUUUUGCUCAAGUGGCCAUAGAUGCAAAAGUGCCCAUCAUCCCUUUGUUUACUCAGAAUAUUCGGGAAGUCUGUAGAACACUUGGAACAACAUCAACAGCUACAGGGGGUCUACAGCAACAGCUAUUGCACAGAAUGGCAACACAACAGAAAGAAUUACAACAGAACCUUGACCUGCUGAUGAAUCUACAGCCUCUUGGGGUAACUAGUGGUCUGACAAAGAUUGCCAUCGAAGCGCUAAGAGACAGACACCAAAAACUACCAGGAAAUAUAUUAAGGGCUCUAUUGGAACGAUUUGAUAAAUAUCAGAAAGAUGACUAG